AUGAAAAAAGAGAAAAUUUUCCCGUAUUCAGAACGGCCAGGCAAGCGAAGUCACCGAAUCCCGCUUCCUCAGGCCCCAGCUUCGAAGUCCUGGCUCCACCGCUGCCGCCUCCUCCUGCCAACCUUCUCACAACCCAAUGGUCCGCUCCGCCGUAACCUGGCUGCCAACGCAGCGCUGCAGUGGCUGGACGACGAGCUCGCGUCGCUCGCGCUCCCCAAGCUCGACUCCUACGCGUGCGCAAAGCUCCUGCAGCGUUGCAUCGCUCGUGGUGACGCCCGCGCCGGCCGCGCCGUGCACGCGCGCGUCGUGCAGCGCGGAGGGGUGGCGCAGCUGGACACCUUCUGCGCCAACAUCCUUCUCAACCUCUACGCGAAGCUCGGCCCACUAGCCGCCGCGCGUAGGUUGUUCGACGGAAUGCCGGAGCGGAAUAUGGUGUCCUUCGUCACGCUCGUGCAGGGCUCCGCUCUGCGUGGGGAGUUUGAGGAGGCCGUGGAGUUGUUCCGAAGGCUGCAGAGGGAAGGCCACGAGGUGAACCAUUUCGUGCUCACCACGAUCCUGAAGGUGCUGGUCGCCAUGGAUGCUCCUGGGCUUGCCCGCGGCAUCCACGCCUGUGCGUGCAAGUUGGGCCAUGACAGGAACGCCUUUGUGGGGACAUCACUGGUUGAUGCCUACUCGCUUUGUGGGGCCGUGUGUCAUGCGAGGUGCGUGUUCGAUGGGAUCGUCAGGAAGGAUGCUGUCACUUGGACGGCCAUGGUUUCUUGCUAUUCUGAGAAUGACAUUCCAGAGGAUGCGCUUAAUACUUUCUCCAAAAUGAGGAUGGCAGGUGCGAAGCCUAAUCCUUUUGUGCUUACCAGUGUGCUCAAGGCCGCAGUUUGCCUGUCAUCCACUGUGCUAGGCAAGGGCAUCCAUGGUUGUGCAGUCAAAACACUUUAUGAUACUGAACCUCAUGUUGGUGGUGCCUUGCUUGAUAUGUAUGCCAAAUGUGGAGACAUUGAGGAUGCCCGCACUGUUUUUGAGAUUAUUCCCCAUGACGAUGUCAUACUCUGGAGCUUUCUGAUAUCCCGUUAUGCUCAGAACUAUCAGAAUGAACAGGCCUUUGAGAUGUUCCUCAGAAUGAUGCGGUCUUCUGUUGUGCCAAAUGAGUUUAGUUUGUCCGGUGUUCUGCAGGCUUGUGCUAAUAUCGCCUUUUUGGAUCUGGGCGAGCAAAUUCAUAACCUUGUUAUAAAGUUAGGCUAUGAGUCUGAACUAUUUGUUGGCAAUGCACUCAUGGAUCUGUAUGCGAAAUGCAGAAAUAUGGAAAAUUCACUUGAGAUCUUCACGUCAUUAUGGAAUGCCAAUGAGGUGAGCUGGAACACAAUUAUUGUCGGCUACUGUCAGUCUGGUUUUGCAGAAGAUGCUUUGAGUGUGUUCCAGGAAAUGCGUGCUGCGCAUAUGCUCUCAACUCAAGUUACAUUCUCUAGUGUGCUCCGGGCUUGUUCAAAUACAGCAUCCAUCAAACAUGCUGUCCAAAUUCACAGCUUGAUUGAGAAAUCAACAUUCAAUAAUGACACAAUUGUUUGCAAUUCACUGAUUGAUACAUAUGCUAAGUGUGGAUGCAUUAGGGACGCUCUGAAGGUAUUUGAAUCUAUAAUACAAUGUGAUGUAGUUUCAUGGAAUGCCAUAAUCUCAGGAUAUGCUCUCCAUGGACGAGCCACGGAUGCUCUGGAACUUUUCGACAGGAUGAAUAAAAGUGAUAUAAAGCCAAAUGAUGUCACCUUUGUUGCUCUCCUGUCCGUCUGUGGUAGCACAUGCUUAGUCAAUCAAGGACUCUCUCUGUUUAACUCUAUGACGAUGGAUCAUAGAAUCAAACCAUCUAUGGAGCAUUACACUUGCAUUGUUAGGCUUCUGGGACGUGCUGGCCGUCUAAAUGAUGCUCUAAAGUUUAUUGGGGAUAUUCCUUCAACACCAUCUCCUAUGGUUUGGCGAGCCUUGCUUAGCUCAUGUGUAGUCCAUAAGAAUGUAGCUCUGGGAAGAUUUUCUGCAGAGAAGGUGCUUGAGAUUGAACCACAUGACGGGACAACCUAUGUCUUACUGUCAAAUAUGUAUGCUGCAGCCGGAAUUUUGGAUCAAGUUGCUCUUUUGAGGAAAUCAAUGAGAAACAUAGGUGUAAAGAAAGAGGCUGGUCUUAGUUGGGUUGAGAUCAAGGGAGAAGUUCAUGCCUUUUCAGUGGGAUCAGCAGACCAUCCAGAUAUGCGGAUGAUAAAUGCAAUGCUGGAAUGGCUAAACCUGAAGGCUAGGAGGGAAGGUUAUGUUCCAGACAUAAACGUAGUAUUGCAUGACGUGGAUGAGGAAGAAAAAGCUCGCAUGCUAUGGGUGCAUAGUGAGAGGCUGGCUUUAGCAUAUGGCCUUUCUAUGACACCUCCUGGCCAUCCAAUACGGAUAAUGAAGAAUUUGCGUUCCUGCUUGGACUGCCAUACCGUGUUUAAGGUUAUAUCUAAAAUAGUUCAACGGGAAAUCAUCGUUAGAGAUAUCAAUCGCUUUCACCAUUUUGAGGAAGGAAUAUGCUCCUGUGGUGAUUAUUGGUGA
Messenger RNA from Miscanthus lutarioriparius, 2565 nucleotides. NCBI's taxonomy places the organism in Eukaryota, Viridiplantae, Streptophyta, Magnoliopsida, Poales, Poaceae. The record is from the annotation of a GenBank genome assembly.